UUUGAAGUUAGAUAUGAAGACAGUGAUUGCAAUUUUGGCACUUGUUGGGCUGAGUGGGGCUCUGUCCUAUACGGACGUGCUGGAGGCGGAGUGGGAGACGUAUAAGCUGGAAUACGAUAAGGUCUAUGAGAGCGAAGAGGAGGAGCUGCUGCGCAAGCUCAUCUUUAUCGAUAACAAGAGGCAGAUCGAUAGGCACAACCAACGCUACAGGCUGAACAUGGAGAGCUACGAGAUGGGCGUGAAUCAGUUUACGGACAUGCUGGACAAGGAGUUCGAGAGCCUGAUGUUGGGCAGCAUGAACAUAACGGAAUCCGAUGCGGAUUUAUUGUAUACGCCAGACGAGGCCUACGCGCUGCCCGCGGACAUCGAUUGGCGAAAUCGGGGCGCCGUCACGCCCGUGAAGAAUCAGGGCAAGUGUGGCGCCUGCUGGUCCUUCUCCGCGACGGGCACCCUGGAGGGCAUGCAYUUUCUGAAGACGGGCAAACUCGUCUCGCUCUCCGAGCAGAACCUGGUGGACUGCUCAACCACCCGCUAUUUCAAUAGGGGCUGCUAUGGAGGAAUGCCGGAUCGGGCACUGAAUUACGUGAUAGACAAUGGGGGCAUCGACACGGAAUACUCCUAUACCUAUGAGGCCAAGCAACUGUCGUGUCGCUACGAUCCAUUUCAUAUUGGCGCCCAGGUCGCGGGCGUGGUCCGAGUGCCGGCGGGCGAGCCCCACCUGGCCGUGGCAGUCGCAUCGAAGGGCCCCAUUUCAGUGGGCAUUUAUGCGAGCAACAAUUUCAGAAACUAUCGCGACGGGGUGCUGGACGAUAGGCAAUGCAACAAGAGGCCCAAUCACGCCGUGCUCGUGGUGGGCUUUGGCCGUGAUCCACAGGGCGGCGACUUUUGGCUGGUGAAGAACUCCUGGGGCGCCAGCUGGGGCGACGGGGGCUACAUACGCAUGUCCCGCAACAGGAGCAACCAGUGCGGCAUUGCCAGCAAUGCCGUUUAUCCACUCGUCUAACUGCUCCAUGUUCAGUUUCUUUCAGUUAUUCAAAUGCGAUCUAUUCUAUUCAAUUCGCAUCUGCAAUUGACGUGAGUGGCCCUCGUUGAGCAUAGGGCAAUAAAACAAUGCUUUAUAAAUAAGAUAAUUAAAUAAU
Messenger RNA from Drosophila arizonae, 1139 nucleotides. Its product is annotated as cathepsin L-like peptidase pseudogene. The record is from RefSeq and is a predicted model, not a curated record. Lineage: Eukaryota; Metazoa; Arthropoda; Insecta; Diptera; Drosophilidae.